This is a messenger RNA of Synchiropus splendidus (mandarinfish), 4281 nucleotides long. RefSeq names its product semaphorin-4E-like. Lineage: Eukaryota; Metazoa; Chordata; Actinopteri; Syngnathiformes; Callionymidae. The record is from RefSeq and is a predicted model, not a curated record. The transcript is spliced from 26 exons. The coding region runs from base 169 to 3891 and encodes 1240 amino acids. Gene Ontology annotation, biological process: neural crest cell migration; axon guidance; semaphorin-plexin signaling pathway. Gene Ontology annotation, molecular function: semaphorin receptor binding; chemorepellent activity.
CAAUACUUCGCAGUGGUCAGAAGGAACGCUAAUAUUUGGGGGUUAGAUACGAUUAUUUAUCCUACUAUUGCUCGCAUAGAUCUUCAAAUUCAAGAUCAAAUGUAAGCGUGUAGUUCCAAGCAAGUACUUCCCAAAUAUUGGUCACACAUUUAUUAUAUUUCCUAUUGCAUGGAUAACGUUUGCUCGGACAAACGUACAUUUUUUCAGACUCCCAGCUUCAGGCAAGAAAGGAUGACUCCACUCCAGCCCUUCUUCUUGUUCCUGCUGCUGCUGCCGCCUCUGGCCUCAACACUGGAGCCUCGCAGAUUCCUGCCUUAUGACAGUGACAAUACUCACACGUUUCAUGAGGAGGGAGUGUUCGACUACUCCACCAUGCUGCUGAGGGAGGACCUGGACCUGCUGGUGGUGGGUGCCAGCGGGAUGCUGUACGCCCUCCACCUCAAUGACAUCUCCAAGAAAAACGACUCAGUGAAAUGGGAUGUGACACCGCAGCAGGUCUUGAAGUGUGAAGAUCCAAGGUUCCAUGUAGCUACUUACUGCAGGAACCAGAUCAAGACCCUCCUGAAAACUCAGGACGACCGGAUGUUAGUGUGUGGAACCAAUGCACUGGCUCCACGGUGUGAUCACAUGUCAUACGUGGAUGGGAAGUUGACUCUUGAGGGGAAAGAAGAGAGUGGAGAAUUCAAGUGUCCAUCUGAUCCUUCUGAGAGCUCUGCCUCACUCAUGAUCGGAGACGAUGUGUACUCAGCCACUGAAUCUGUCUUUUCACGAAGUCCUCCAAACUUUGUGCGGACAUUAGAAAACAAAGACACUUUCACUGAUCCCAAAUUUGUGGCCAUGGAGAUGAUGCCUGAGAGUGAAAACAGUGACACUGGAGAUGAUGACAAGAUCUACCUGUUCUUCAGUGAGAAAGAUGUGGAGUAUGAAACCUACAAACCCAUACUUAGCCGCGUGGCUCGAGUCUGCAAGGGAGACCUUGGAGGUGUGCGUUCUUUCCAUCAAAGAUGGACAUCCUUUGUUAAGGCCAGACUACAAUGUCCUGAUCCAGGGUCCAAACGGCCUUAUAUAAUCCAGGACAGCUACCGCUGGUGUGACCCCCAACAAGACUGGAAGUCAUGUCUGUUCUUUACUGUCUUCACGUCAUCACCAGGCUCAGCAGUGUGUGUCUACAGUGUGACUGACAUCAGCAGAGAGUUUUCCGAGGGACAAUUUAUGACCAGAGUCGGCAUUAAAUGGCAACCAUACAAUGACUCAUUGCCAGUGCCUCGACCAGGCUCGUGCAUCGAUUAUGCAGCACGGAAGGCUGGCAUCAAUCAGAGUUUGCUCCUCCCACCCGAGACCCUUGAGCUUAUGAAGAAGAAUCUCAUCAUGGAAGACAUCCAGCCAGUAGGAGGGAAAGCAUCACUGGUGACACAGAGAGGGGAAUUCACACGCAUCAUCGUCGACCAGGUUCAGACGACAGAUGGUGACAGCCAUCAUGUGAUGUUCAUCGGCACAAAGAAAGGAACCAUCCUUAAAGCAGUCAACUACGAUGGAGAGAUGUUCAUCAUCCAAGAAGUUCAAGUCUUUAAGACCCCGGAGCCGAUCAAGAUUCUCAAGUUCUCCAGCGUCAGGCGUCAGAUCUACGCAGGCUCAGACUCUGGAGUCGUGCAGGUGUCAGCGUCCUCCUGUGGAAGAUCUUUGUCUUGUGUGGACUGUGUUCUUGCCAGAGACCCUUACUGUGGCUGGGACCAGGCUGCUGGCCGAUGUACUGCUCUGUCUGCUGCACCCAGUCUCCUGCUCCAGAGUGUUAAAGAAGGCAACGCCUGUCUGUGUCCCAAAACUGACGUAUUCGUUUUCUGCCUAGACGCAUUUCAUCGCGCAUUUCACGAGGAGGGAGUGUUCAACUACUCCACCAUGCUGCUGAGGGAGGACCUGGACCUGCUGGUGGUGGGUGCCAGCGGGAUGCUGUACGCCCUCCACCUCGAUGACAUCUCCAAGAAAAACGACUCGGUGGAAUGGAACGUGACACCGGAGCAAGUCACCAAUUGUGUAUGGAAAGGAAAAAAUGGAGCAAUUGACUGCAGAAACCAGAUUAAAACUCUGUUGAAACGACAAGACAACAGGAUGUAUGUAUGUGGAACCAACGCCUUCAACCCAAAAUGUGAUUAUAUGGCAUAUGAGGAUGGAAAGUUGACUCUUGAGAAUAAGAGAGAGUCUGGAGUGGGGAGGGUCCCAUAUGAUCCCUUCGAGAGGUCUACUGCGAUCAUGCUCGAAAAUGAUCUCUACUCUGCAACAUCAGUGAAUUUUCGAGCGACUCAAAAGGUCCUGGUACGACGUUCUCAAACCCUCAUGCGAACUGAUGAUAGAAGAUCCUGGUUCUAUGACCCUGAUUUUGUUUCCCUGGAGAUGAUACCUGAGAGUGAAAACAGUGACACUGGAGAUGAUGACAAGAUCUACCUGUUCUUCACUGAGACAGCUGUGGAGUAUGACAGCUACAAAGACGUGCUUGUUAGCCGCGUGGCUCGAGUCUGCAAGGGUGACCGUGGAGGUGCAAGGACUUUGCAAGACAAAUGGACAUCUUUCAUCAAGGCCAGACUAGAAUGUCCAGUUCUGGAUUCCAAGUUGCCAUACGUUAUCCAGGACAGCUAUCGCUGGUGUGACCCCCAACAAGACUGGAAGUCAUGUCUGUUCUUUGCUGUCUUCACAUCACAGACUCCGCCAACAGACAUGUCAGCUGUAUGUGUUUACCAAGUGCCGGACGUCAGCAGAGUAUUUGCUGAAGGACAAUUCAUGACUGAAGAAGUGGUGGGGGGGAUAGAUUUGAAAUGGUUUAAGCAUCACAAGGAAUUGCCAGUACCUCGGCCUGGUGCGUGCAUAGAUAAUGCAGCACGUAAAGCCGGCUUCGUUCAGAGUCUCGACCUUCCCGACUCCACUCUAAUGUUCAUUCAGAAACAUCCACUGAUCGGUGACCCGGUGAGGCCAGUCGGACAGAAAGCUUUGCUGUUUAUAAAGGGAGUCAACUUCACACGCAUCAUCGUCGACCAAGUUCAGUCUGCAGAUGGCGACAGCCAUUAUGUGAUGUUCAUCGGCACAGAAAGAGGAACCAUCAUGAAAGCAGUCAACUACGAUGGAGAGAUGAUCAUCAUCGAAGAAGUUCAAGUCUUCAAGCGUUCGGAGCCUGUCAAGAUUCUCAAGUUCUCCAACGUCACGCGUCAGAUCUACGCAGGCUCAGACUCUGGAGUCGUGCAGGUGUCAGCGUCCUCCUGUGGAAGAUCUUUGUCUUGCGUGGACUGUGUUCUUGCCAGAGACCCUUACUGUGGCUGGGACCAAGCUGCUGGCCGAUGUACUGCUCUGUCUGCUGCACCCAGUCUCCUGCUCCAGAGUGUUAAAGAAGGCAACGCCUCUCUGUGUCCCAAAACUGAAGUCCCAACUGAGAAGAAAUCCCUCGCUGCUCCUGGGUAUCUGAAGCUUCUCUGCUCUUCAGAAUCAAAGCUGGCUACAAUCAGGUGGGAGAAAGAUCAUUCUCCACUGGUCUCUUCACCUCGUCGUCUGGAGCUAGAAGAUGGACUGUUCAUCCUGAAUGUCUCAAAGUCUGACGCUGGUCUCUACCGCUGCCUCUCUGUGGGGAGGUCCAGAGAGGAUGAAUACAUAACUGUAAUUGCCCAGUACAAUGUUACCAUGGAGGAAGAAACCAGAGAAGCUCAGGUUGAGCCGUUCAAUUACCCUGUCCUUGCUCAGCAGAUUGGGUUGGUGCUGGCCGUCUGCGCUUUUUAUGGGCUUCUUGUUUGGAACUUCUACAAAGGUCACUUACGUGUUCCUUGUAAGUGCAAAAGACAGAGACACAGAGUGGAUCAGGAAUCUCAUGUUUGCACCAAUAGCAAGGAUCAGCCAGAAAAUGAAGAAAAUUAGAUUUCCACUGAAACAUUAAUCACCCUAGGUGACCACGCUGACUCACAUCACUCUUAUGUUGACGCUUGAAAUGCCUUUAAUUUACCUCACGACAUCUCUAGGCAGCAUGAUUUAGAUUAGAUUGAUAUAUGUAUAUAUAUAUAUAUAUUUUUUUUUUUCUUCUAUUUUUCUUUAGUUGUAGCCAUGAAUACCGUGACAUUAGUCUUGUUUUUGUUCAACGUCAGAAUGCUAAUACUCCAAAGAUACAUCUAUAUUUGUCUCAUGAUAGUGGGAAAAUUAACAAAAUUAUAUGACAUUGCAUCAUUACUUUUACCGAACUAUGCUGUAUAUUGUGAAUAUCAAAUACAUAUUGCUAUUAUUGUCAAUAAAUAACACCACUGUCUGGUCUGA